AUGAACUCCCUCCGCCUCGCCCGUGCGGCUGUUCGAGCUCGCCCUGCAGCCUUUCGGGCUGUCGCCCAGCGGAGAACCUACGCUGAGGCCGUUCCCGACAAGAUCAAGCUGUCUCUGUCUCUGCCUCACCAGUCCAUCUACCGAUCCCAGGACGUUAUUCAGGUCAACAUCCCCGCCGAGUCUGGUGAAAUGGGUGUCUUGGCCAACCACGUUCCUUCCAUUGAGCAGCUCAAGCCUGGUAUUGUUGAGGUGGUUGAGGAGAGCGCUGGGUCUAAGCAAUUCUUCCGUAUGUGGCGCCCCGUUCUUCAUCGAUAUUUAGACACACCGGUCGGAGAGCAUUGGCCCAUCGCUGGUGGGUUCGCCACCGUUCAGCCCAACUCUACCAUGAGCAUCAACGCUAUCGAGGGUUACCCGUUGGAGGACUUCAGCGCCGAGGCGGUCCGAGCUGGUAUUGCCGAGGCCCAGAAGGUUGCCAGCGGCAGCGGAAGCGAGCAGGAUAUUGCUGAGGCUAAGAUUGAGCUAGAGGUUCUUGAGACUCUUGCUGCCCAUGUGAAAUAG
This is a messenger RNA of Metarhizium robertsii ARSEF 23, 558 nucleotides long. RefSeq names its product ATPase, F1 complex, delta/epsilon subunit. The record is from RefSeq and is a predicted model, not a curated record. Lineage: Eukaryota; Fungi; Ascomycota; Sordariomycetes; Hypocreales; Clavicipitaceae. The transcript has 5 exons. Gene Ontology annotation, biological process: proton motive force-driven ATP synthesis. Gene Ontology annotation, molecular function: proton-transporting ATP synthase activity, rotational mechanism. Bases 1 to 558 code for a protein of 185 amino acids.